AUUCGAAAUUCAAAUAGUUUUCUUUUUAUGUCAUAGGAUUUUACAGCCAGUGUUAGAUAAUAAUAAAUCGAUUGAUAACGGUGAAUUUAUUUUUAAACUUUUUUCUCGUAUUCCUUGGUGCUUUAUAGUGUCUAGUUUUAAGUGAGUUUAUAAAUAGAGGUGCACAUCCCUGUGGCUAGCAGUUGGAAGCGUCUUGUGGAGGAGCGUCGGACGAGUCGCCAUCAUGUACCGAACACUACUCCUCAUCAUUGUCUCCGUCUCCGUGAGCCAAUCAGCGCCUCAGGACCAGAUCUCGCAAGACCAGGCCGACCAAUCAGACUCCAGGAUUGAGAACCUCCCGCUUACCAUCCCGGGCAACAGCGACAAGACCAUCCGGGAGAUUCCUGAUGAGACUGAAGAGACCACUCCAUACCCUGAAGAUGUGACCGAGACUGACAUCUACGAAGACGUAAAGACAACAAUACCGGACUACAUUUACAAAACGACGAAAGCGCCACCGCCAAAAUUCUAUUCAAAAUUGAGUUACUUUGAGAAGGCGAGUGAACAGACCGGUGCGCUAAGGAACCUUGUCGAACUAGGGUUUAGAAGCAAUCGGAGGAAGUUCCGGUCCAACUGUCGCUGUGAGAAGAUCAGCAACUGUCCCAAGCUGCAGAUCACGGUGCCGCGCUGCCCCGAGGAGCAGUUCAUGUGCUGCUUCUGAACGCGAUAUGUGAUGGUAUGAAUUUGAUGUGAAUGUUCUGUGUGAAUGUAAUGUGUGAUG
Messenger RNA from Plutella xylostella (diamondback moth), 760 nucleotides. RefSeq lists its product as uncharacterized. The record is from RefSeq and is a predicted model, not a curated record. Lineage: Eukaryota; Metazoa; Arthropoda; Insecta; Lepidoptera; Plutellidae.